Messenger RNA from Sparassis crispa, 897 nucleotides. RefSeq lists its product as hypothetical. The record is from RefSeq and is a predicted model, not a curated record. The coding region runs from base 1 to 897 and encodes 298 amino acids. NCBI's taxonomy places the organism in Eukaryota, Fungi, Basidiomycota, Agaricomycetes, Polyporales, Sparassidaceae. The transcript is spliced from 3 exons.
AUGAAGUUGCUCACUCUCGGUGUCGAGCUUGAAGCUGUUGCGGAGGGCUAUGAUGCUCGUGACAGGAUUGCCAAGGCGAUCACUAAUGGCCCUCACCCGGCAACCGCCAAGGUCUCGGAUGAUGGGCCCUCCACCGGCGAGACAUCGUGGAUCAUUGCUAAAGACUACUCCAUCGCUCCAGGCAGAGAGGCUUUCACCAGGCGGAUGGAGGGUGUCGAGCUUAUAUCUCCCGUCUUCACCGAUGCCGACACGGUCACUCGCCUUACCUGGCACAGCGAAAUCUGUGAUGUUCUCGGUUCCGUAUGCAGCACCGUGCUACUGCGUACGAAUGAGAGUACCGGAUACCAUGUUCAUAUUGGUAUCGGCAAGGCUCCAGGGCAGACGUUUACCCUGGACGAGCUCAAGAAGAUUGCAGUGAUCACUAUCCUCUACGAGAAAGCGAUUGAUGAGCUGCACCCAGCCCAUCGUUCAGCUGGGCAUGGUAUAACCAAUACCAUGCUCAGAAGCAACAGGUCUAAUUUAUUCUUCGUGGAUUACGAGACAUCAGAAGUACUUGAACAUAUUCUGUCCGCUCGUGAUGUGAAGCAAUUGACAUGCAUGAUGAAUCCCGCCCUCGAUGAUCUCCUUGACUCUGAUAACAAGCCGAUGAAUUAUAUGCGGGAUUACAAGGUCAACUUCGUCAGUGUAUCGAAGUAUGGGACCAUCGAGUUCCGCCAGCACGAAGGCACUAUUGAUCCUGCCGUUGUGUGUGCCUGGGCGGACUUCUUGCUUGCUCUCAUACGGUAUGCUAUGGAGCUUUCAGCGAAGACUAUGAUCACUCUUGACCCUACCAACAUGCCGCUGGUAGACAUUGUGGGUAAGGAUGUUUAUGCUCCACUUAUGCUGUGUGGCCAGUGA